ACCUCCGGGGCAAGGAUGUCGGGGGCCGAGGAAGGGGGUUUGACGGUGCGCCCCUUCAAGCUGAUCGCGCUGCUCUGCGCUUUCCUGGCGCUGGCGCUGGAUGUGGCUGCGCUACUGAGCCCAGCCUGGGUCACGUCGGAACGCUACUCACUCUCUCUUUGGAAGGAGUGUCGGCAACUCCUGGGCGGCUGGCAGUGCUUCUCCACUUUCGGAAGCGACUGGCAAAUCACUACCCUGGUGUUAAUCCUGACAGCUGGCACCAUCACUCUGCUGUCGUUCCUCAUGUCUCUGAUAGCCUUCUGCCUGGGGAACUAUAAAUACUAUUAUCGGAUAGUGUCGAUUCUUCUCUUUGCGGCAGUGGUUCUCCAGGUCUGCGCCUUGAUUCUCUACCCCAUCAAGUUCAUUGACAGUAGCCCGCUGAGAAGCUACCAUGAGUUCAACUGGGGAUAUGGGUUGGGUUGGGGUUCGGCCAUCUUUAUGUUGGGAGCAGCCAUCCUUUACUGCCUACGAACUGAUGCAUACGAAGAUGCUUACUACUAGGACAACUUCUGAGAAGGUCCCUGGAUUAUCAGAGCUGGAGGGCCUCUUCAGUAAACAGAGAGCAACAGAACAGGAAGGAAGGAUGAUGGGAUUUAUGGGAAUUCUGGGCACAUUCAAGCACAUCAUGGAUGGACAUUUUGACCAGCCCUCUCGCCAAGAGGUGAAGACGUUGAAGGCCUUCAGUUGGACACUCUUCCACCAUCACCGGGACUCAUCACUGCCAGCCAACCGCAAUUCUCUCUGGCAUAACCUGCUUAAGAUUUCUUGUGUAUUUUUUUCUUUUAAAAAAAAUAUUAUUUUUCUUUACUUUGAUCUUCUAUGUAUGAAAUUUUGUCUUUAUUUUAUUUAUGAGAGGGUAGUAGCUCCUACGGUGAAGAGCAGCUUGGUUUAGCUUUUAUGGAGUGGCGUCCUGCGCAGAUCUUGAACACCAAGAAGGGAAGUUGUGUGAAUGGAAGGGGUUCUGUAAAUGCAUUGAUACUAAAUCCACUUGAUACUGAGAAACCCGAAAAAAACACAGAAAAUAUAUAUAAGUUUAUGAGCCGCUAAUGAAUAAAACCAUGGAAGAAA
Ahaetulla prasina is the source of this 1107-nucleotide messenger RNA. RefSeq names its product transmembrane protein 47-like. Gene Ontology annotation, biological process: cell-cell adhesion. The transcript has 3 exons. Gene Ontology annotation, cellular component: cell-cell junction. The record is from RefSeq and is a predicted model, not a curated record. The coding region runs from base 16 to 540 and encodes 174 amino acids. Lineage: Eukaryota; Metazoa; Chordata; Lepidosauria; Squamata; Colubridae.